Molecule: messenger RNA, 147 nt
Organism: Racocetra persica
Lineage: Eukaryota; Fungi; Glomeromycota; Glomeromycetes; Diversisporales; Gigasporaceae
Source: the annotation of a GenBank genome assembly
AUGUCUGAUGAUUCAAUUACUCCUUUGACCGAAGAUACAACAAAUGAAAUUGCUGAAGGUUCAACAGUAGUAACAAAAGAACGUAAAUUAGAUCCUUCACAUCCUUUUGUACAAGCAUUGUUAGAAAAGAAACUAGCUGCCGAAGAA